AUGAGUAAGGGAGGUGACAAAAAGAAACUGGAAGAAAAGAAGGGAGUUUCUUUCUUCCCUACCCUUCCUUCCUCUUUCUUUCCUACCCUUCCUUCCUCUUUCUUCCCUACCCUUCCUUCCUCUUUCUUCCCUAACCUUCCAAUUCAUUUUUUCUUACCUACCCUUCCUUCCUCUUUCUUUCCUACCCUUCCUUCCUCUUUCUUUCCUACACUUUCUUCCUCUUUCUUCCCUACCCUUCCUUCCUCUUUCUUCCCUACCCUUCCUUCCUCUUCUUUCCUACCUACCCUUCCUUCCUCUUUCUUUCCUACUUUUUCUUCCUCUUUCUUACCUACCCUUCCUUCCUCUUUCUUUCCUACCCUUCCUUCCUCUUUCUUCCCUACCCUUCCUUCCUCUUUCUUCCCUACCCUUCCUUCCUCUUUCUUUCCUACUUUUUCUUCCUCUUUCUUACCUACCCUUCCUUCCUCUUUCUUUCCUACCCUGUAA
This is a messenger RNA of Eurytemora carolleeae, 483 nucleotides long. RefSeq lists its product as uncharacterized. The record is from RefSeq and is a predicted model, not a curated record. NCBI's taxonomy places the organism in Eukaryota, Metazoa, Arthropoda, Copepoda, Calanoida, Temoridae.